UUCACCCGAGUCCGCUCCGCGGGCUUCUGGGGGAUGUAGUUUCUGAUUUGUAGGCAGGACGGAAGGAGCGGGGGAGGCCCCUUACGCAAACUACAAUUCCCGGCGGGGAGCGCGGUGAAGGGGGGUGGGAUCUGAACAUGGCGGCGGUGGUAGCUGCUACGGCGCUGAAGGGCCGGGGGGCGAGGAAUGCCCGCGUCCUCCGGGGGAUUCUCUCAGGAGCCACAUCUAACAAGACUUCCCAGAAUAGGACCCGGGCGCUGCAAAGCCACAACUCCCCAGAGUGUAAGGAGGAACCUGAACCCCUGUCCCCUGAACUGGAAUACAUUCCCAGAAAGAGGGGCAAGAACCCCAUGAAAGCUGUGGGACUGGCCUGGGCCAUCGGCUUCCCCUGUGGUAUCCUCCUCUUCAUCCUCACCAAGCGGGAAGUGGACAAGGACCGUUUGAAGCAGAUGAAGGCUCGGCAGAACAUGCGGGCAUCCAACACGGGCGAGUAUGAGAGCCAGAGGUUCAGGUCCUCCUCCCAACAUGCCCCGAAUCGUGGAACUGAGCCUGGGGUGCAGACCUGAGGAACACUGCAGCCCUCCUCUAGAGUGUAUUGACUGGGGCCUCCUGAGCCAGAAGCCCCUUUGGGUUUCACUGCAACUCUGGUCCUUGCCUGAGUUCCACCAGAGGGCGCCUGAAGCCCAGGCUGCUGCCAGCUACUGCCCUGUCCCUCCCCUCCCAAGCCAGCCAAAGACAAAUAAAAUUAUUGAGUGUAAAG
Molecule: messenger RNA, 760 nt
Organism: Condylura cristata (star-nosed mole)
Lineage: Eukaryota; Metazoa; Chordata; Mammalia; Eulipotyphla; Talpidae
Product: probable hydrolase PNKD
Exons: 3
Coding region: 138-566 (142 amino acids)
Source: RefSeq, a predicted model, not a curated record